Messenger RNA from Brugia pahangi, 423 nucleotides. The record is from the annotation of a GenBank genome assembly. NCBI's taxonomy places the organism in Eukaryota, Metazoa, Nematoda, Chromadorea, Rhabditida, Onchocercidae.
AUGCAUCAAUGUCGCACUUUAUACUGUAUCAAUAUCGUACUCUAUUCGAUGCACUUUACAAUGUACAAUACCGUACUCCGUUCUAUUGGUGUUGAACUCUAUGCCGUAUCAAUAUCGUACUUUAUUCCACUAAUAAUGUUGAUUUUCAACCGAAACAUUCUAUUAAUAUCGCACUUUACUACAACAAUACCGUACUCUGUUCUGUCAAUGUUGAACUUUACAGUAACAAUACCGUAUUCAGUCCCAUCAGUGUUGCACAUCAUACCGCAACAUUCUACUCAUGCUGCAUCUCACCGUAACAGUACCGUACUCCGUUCCUUUAAUGUUGCACAUCAUGCCGUAACAUUCUACUAUUGUUCUUACUGUAACAAUACUGUACUCCGUCCCAUCAUUGUUGUACUUUGCUCCAUAACAUUCUGCUGA